Cornus florida is the source of this 2774-nucleotide messenger RNA. RefSeq lists its product as uncharacterized. Gene Ontology annotation, biological process: maturation of SSU-rRNA from tricistronic rRNA transcript (SSU-rRNA, 5.8S rRNA, LSU-rRNA). Lineage: Eukaryota; Viridiplantae; Streptophyta; Magnoliopsida; Cornales; Cornaceae. The transcript has 17 exons. The record is from RefSeq and is a predicted model, not a curated record. Bases 359 to 2491 code for a protein of 710 amino acids. Gene Ontology annotation, cellular component: 90S preribosome; small-subunit processome; nucleolus. Gene Ontology annotation, molecular function: protein binding.
GGGUUUUAAAAAAACCCUAAAACAUAGCCGAAAGAAGCUGCAAUAACGCUUCUGCAACCCCACUCCGGCACUGCCUCUGCAACGGCGAUCCAUCCACUGCACCGUGUUUCGACUCCACAGGCGACUUCAAGGUUGUCUCUCUCUCACUCUCAGUUUACCCUCAGCCACCGACGCCGUCGCCCGUCGACCAUCAGCCAGCAAACCUCGAAUUUCCUUUGUUGCUCUUCAGGAGAGCCGACGACCGCAUCUCUAUUUAUCGCUCUCUAUCCUGCUUAAAUUUCUGCUUCUUGAGUCCCAUUUAUGUAAGCAGAUAUAUUCUAAAGUACUUCAAGCGACUGGAUUGAGAAAGAAUCAAAGAAUGGCAUAUCAGGGAGGUAACUUGAAGUCCACCUCCAUUAAUGGAGUUAAGAUGUAUACAGUAUCAGGACAACACCGUUCUUUGGCCACUUGGCUUCCUCCUAAGAAGCUAAGAGCUCUUCGCAAAGACAAAGACUACAUGCAAAGAGUGGAAUUGAUCCAGGAUUUGAGGUUUGAAAUCGCAACAACUAAAAUCAAAGCAACUCCUGAUGGGGAGUUUCUUAUUGCAUCAGGCAUUUAUCCACCACAAGUCAAAGUAUAUGAGUUAAGAGAACUAUCACUGAAGUUUGAAAGACACUUGGUUUCAGAGAUAAUUAACUUUCAGGUGCUGGCAGAUGACUAUUCAAAGAUUGCAUUUCUAUGUGCUGAUCGUUCUGUUUGUCUACAUGCAAAAUACGGAAGUCACUACAGUUUGCGGAUCCCAAGGAUGGGAAGGGAUAUUGCAUAUGAUAGCUGGUCCUGUGACUUGAUUUGUGCAGCCUCUUCUCCAGAUCUAUACAGAAUAAAUUUGGAACAGGGGCGUUUCCUUUCCUCACUCAGCACACGGUCUCCAGCACUAAAUGUAGUCUCUAGAAGCAAGCUUCACGGAUUAGUUGCCUGUGGUGGCGAUGAUGGUGCCGUGGAAUGCUUUGACAUGAGAUCGAGAUCUUCAGUUGGUAGGAUAAAUGCUGUUGCACCUGCUGGUGACGUUGACCAGGAGGUUACUGCAGUUGAGUUUGAUGGAGAGGGAGGUUACCUCAUGGCUGUUGGAAGUAGUUCUGGAAAGGUGCUGAUUUAUGACUUGCGUUCUUCUUCUCCUAUGCGAGUGAAGGAUCACAUGUAUGGCAGCUCAAUAUUGAACAUUAAGUGGCAUCGAACUCUGAACUCUGAGCGACCUAAGUUGAUUACUACUGAUAGUCAUAUUGUGAGAAUUUGGGAUCCUGAGACUGGAGAAGGCAUGACCAGCGUUGAACCAACAGCUGGAACAAUAAAUGAUAUAUGUCUGUUUGGUGAAAGUGGGUUGAUGUUGUUGGCCCUGGACAACAGUCAGAUACCAUCUUAUUUCAUACCUGCCCUUGGACCUGCUCCUAAGUGGUGUUCGUACCUAGAAAAUUUAACAGAAGAGCUGGAGGAGGGUGCACAAACAACUAUCUAUGAUGAUUUUAAAUUUUUGACAAAAGAAGAGCUUGAAAAGUUGAACUUGACGAAUUUGAUUGGCACCAAUCUUCUUAGAGCCUACAUGCAUGGUUUCUUUAUUGAUUAUCGGCUGUAUAAAAAGGCACAAUCAUUGGCAGAUCCAUUUGCAUAUGAUACUUAUAGAGAGCAGCGAAAGCAAGAGAAACUGGAAGCUGAACGUGCCUCUCGAAUUACGAUUAAGAGGAAAUUGCCUAAAGUUAACCGCAUUCUCGCAGCUCGUCUACUUGAGAAUGAAGAAGCUGAAAAUGAAAAGAAGGAUGCUGAUAGUGCUGAUACUAAGAAAACAUCCAAGAAAAAGAAAGGACUCAGCAGUGAGGUUCUGAAAGAUGAGCGAUUUGCAGCGAUGUUUGAAAAUAAGGAGUUCGAGAUUGAUGAAUUUUCACAAGAGUAUAAGGCUUUACACCCUAUGCCUUCGAAGAAGGAACCAUCCUUGGUGGAGGAACAUUUUGAGCCUAUUAUGGAAGAUGAAGAUCAGAGCUCAAGUGAUUCUGAUGCAUCAGCAGCUCCUGAGUCAUCAGAAGACGAGCACGGCAGAAGCGAAAGAAAAUUUAGGAAGAAACAAGUGCCAAGAUUGUAUGAAGUUAAAGAUGAACGGCAUGCAGAAGCAUUCUGGAACCGUGUAUCGCUUGCAAAGGAGGACUCUCUGUCAUUAGGGGAAAGGGUUGCAUCUCUGGCUGAUGAACGGCAAGCUUCAGGUGCCUUGAAUGAUGUCAAGUUGGGACCGGGAGGAUCUCGACAGAUUUCCUUCCUUUCUAGAAGCUCAGCAAAGUAUAGGGAAGAUGAUGGUGACGACAAGGAAACACAUCGUGAAAAGAGAAGGGGAGUCCAAUCACUGAAGCUGAAGCCAGAUGGGUCAGGGUUUAGAGGGCGUGGGCGUGGGCGUGGGAGUGGGAGUGGGAGAGGGAGAGGGAGAGGAGGGAGUCGGGGCAGUGGCGGCAGAGGAAGAGGUCGGCGAUGAAUUUUUCCCAUAUAAACAACAUUCAGGUCAUCUUUGCUUGGGAUCUUAGGUCAGCCAUAUAUUGGAUAUUCAAAUGGGGAUAUCUAAGAAGUGGGCACUUUAGUCGAGAUUUACCAGAGGAUAUGCCCAGGUAGGAGAGGGUUCUUCCUCUUUUUUAGUUUGGGUUUGGGGAUAAGUAAGUUAAAUAUGCACGUCAAAUUUCUGUGAAAUUUAGUAUUCAUUUUCUUCAGUCAGGAUUCUUGUUGUUCAAUUUAAUUUAAUUUAAAAUAUCUUUUUACUUUUA